Molecule: messenger RNA, 1627 nt
Organism: Carya illinoinensis
Lineage: Eukaryota; Viridiplantae; Streptophyta; Magnoliopsida; Fagales; Juglandaceae
Product: probable BOI-related E3 ubiquitin-protein ligase 2
Exons: 3
Coding region: 700-1524 (274 amino acids)
Molecular function (GO): ubiquitin-protein transferase activity
Source: RefSeq, a predicted model, not a curated record
AUUUGUCUGUUUGUUCUGUUUCAUAUCUUAUGCUAAUUAGAUUUUUUUGCGUGUUUCUUCCGUUGCGUUCUAGGUUUUCUGUUAUUGAUACAUUAUGAUAUGAUUUCUCUUUUCGCUAAUAACCUUUUUCCCCAAGUCUUUUAUGUGUCUCUUAAAAUACAAAAUAUUGUUCAGAUCUAUUAGAUAUUUAUUUCCUUUUGUAGUCAUUCUUGUUGUUUUGUUAAAUAAGUUCUUAACAUUAUCAAAUAGUUGCAUAUGAUGUGUAACAUGUGGUCAAGAUUUAUUAACUUCUGAGGUAAGGAUAUGAGAUUAAAUAACGGCGAGUAAUGAUCUUAUAGAGUUAAAAAUCAGGAUCAGUCAACUUUAGAAGAAUGGGUAAUAACACCACUGUAUAGUGCUCGAACACGUGACUUGCCGUCAGCCAGCAACACAUACACAGAUCUAGAUUAAUUCUUCAUGCCUGGUCUAACUUCACGACCCUUUGUAGCUUGGUCAUUCAGUCUUGUUUGGAUAUAUGGAUUGUACAAAGGAGAGAGAGUUCUUAAUGGACCGACUAUUAACAAGGAUCGUAAUUACAUAACAACUGCUCCUCCCCUUCUCAGUCUUUAAGUGCCAGCUGGAUGUAAUGCCGAUCCAGUAAAUUAUUUUGGAAAUGAGCAUAUUACUCCUAUUAUUCGGCCAAGCAAACGAGGCAGGGAAAUGGAAGAUAUCUCAAGGCAGCAAAAACUUCAGAUAUCCUUGAAUUAUAAUCCCUGUCAAGAUGAAGCUGAUCGUUCAGCAAGCAUUCCAAACGCAUACCCGGUAUCGACAGGGCUAAGGCUAUCAUAUGAUGAUGAUGAGCGUAACUCAUCAGUUACUUCUGCUAGUGGAAGUAUGACGGCUACACCUUCAAUCAUCUUGUCCCUUGGUGAAAAUAUUAGGACUGAGCUUGAUAGGCAGAAAGAAGAGUUUGACCAUUUUAUCAAAAUUCAGGAGGAACAGUUAGCAAAGGGGGUGAGGGACAUGAAGCAGAAACACAUUGCUUCUUUCCUUGCUGCUAUGGAGAAAGGUGUAAGCAAAAAGCUACGGGAGAAAGACAUUGAGAUAGAGAACAUGAACCGUAAGAACAGGGAACUGGUAGAGAGAAUAAAGCAGGUGGCAAUGGAAGCCCAGAAUUGGCACUAUAGAGCAAAGUACAAUGAAUCAAUUGUUAAUGUCUUGAAGAGCAACCUCCAGCAGGCAAUUUCACAGGGUGCUGAACAAGGUAAGGAAGGAUUCGGAGACAGUGAAGUCGAUGACACUGCCUCGUAUAUCGACCCAAACAACUUCCUGAGCAUUCCAGGUGGACCUGCAAAAUCAUUUCCCAGGAAUAACCUAGGGUUGAAAGAGCACGUGGCUUGUAGAGCAUGCAGGGCAAAGGAGGUCUCCAUGUUGUUGAUGCCUUGUCGGCACCUGUGUUUAUGCAAGGACUGUGAGGGGUUGGUUAGUGUUUGUCCUGUAUGCCAGUUGAUGAAAACUGGCAGUGUCCAAGUGUAUCUGUCCUAAUUUAUGAAGCAUACUUCCAUACAAAAUGAAAAAUCAUUCACUCUUCUUAAAUGUAUAUCUCAAAAUUUAUUAAUCAUGAAAAGGAAACCGUGUGAUUUAUGUA